UAGCCUACUGCACAACCACUGGUGCUCGCGUAGGGGAGCGGACUGUGUGAAGAGAAAAAAGCGAGGACUAUACCAAUCACCUGGAAGACGUAAUUCAAUCUGUAUACACUAAUAUUCGGAAUUGUGACUUCAGUGAACAAAAGCUAUGCUGGCGAUUUUUUUGGGAAUGGUGUUGAACCUUGGCAACACUGUAGCAGACUACUCUUUCAACUUGUCUGUUCCUCACGGCCCAAUCCCAGUCCAGCUGGGUUCCUCUGCCACUCUGCCAUGCCAGCUCAACCCUCGCCAUAAUGCUGUAGCCUUCCGAGUUGAAUGGAACCGACUUGAUAAGGACAGUACUGUAGUUCUACUCCGCGAGAACCGGCAGAUCCAGGGGGCAUCAGUUGCUCCUGAGUACAGAGAUAGAGCAUCUCUCAUAGGGGACCUAGAGAAGGGGAACGUGUCUCUGAAACUGGAGAACAUCACACUGGCAGACAGGGGAGAGUAUGUGUGCUUUGUUAAGCACACUACCUGGUAUGAAAGAGCCAGUGUGUCACUGAGCAUGAAAGUUGUAGGUUCGGUCCCAGUACUUUCAUAUACUGAAGUGGGGAAAGACGAGAUGAAUGUUACCUGUGUGUCAGAUGGUUGGUCUUCUCAGCCAACACUUACCUGGAAAUACAAACAAGGACGAGAAAUUGAUAACAACCCAGUCUAUGAAUACUCAAUUGAUGCUGAUGGCCUGGUAAGUGUGGAUUCAUGGCUGCUGGUCUCUCCCUCUAAGUCAGAGUGGAUCUCCUGCUCUGUGUAUUUGUCUGAUCAGGAGAUGAGAGAGAGCAGAGUGAUGCCCCAGAUCACUAGAACACAGACAGAUGCAGUCACCCUGGCCAGCAGCUCUGGCGAAUGGAGAGCUGCAUUCAUAACUAUUUUGGUUCUGGUACUUCUGGAGUUCUCUAUACUUUUCCUGUUACAUCGUAAAGGGUAUAUCAAUAUUGGAAAACAGACAAAAAAAGGGUCGCAUGACGAAAGACCAGAAUGUAUUGGAGAGGAGAUAACUCCACUCCAAUAUCCAACUGAGCAAAAAGUGCAAACUGAGCAAAAAGUGCAAACAGCAGAGAAAGCAGUUACGGAUAACUCAACCAUGACAGAUGCUCAGAUCAUAAAAAUACCAGAACUGGAUAUGGUGAAAGGAAGUGCAGUGAAACUCACUCUGGAUGCUACAAUAGCUCCGACCUUCCUGACAAUAACAAAGAAUGGAAAAUUAGUCACAUGUUCUGAUCCAAAGAAGCAGGCUCCUCAGGGGGACCACCAUCCUCAUGUUCUGUGUAAUGAGAGACUCAGCUCACACCAGCACUACUGGGAAAUCACAGGAUAUUCUGGAGUUAUGGGUAUUGCUUCACAACACCUGUACAACAAACAGUUCUGGUAUGCAGGAGUGUGUUCAGCAGCAGCUGCAGUAAGUAAAGUAAAGUCCCCUGUAAGUCCAGAACAUGGCUUCUGGGUCCUCCAUUAUCGGAAGGGAACAGGUUAUUUUGCCAACACUGAGCCCACAACCCAUAUACCAGUGGCAAAAGAGUUUAACACACUUGGAGUGUAUUUAGACUGUGACAAACACACAUUAUCAUUUUAUGAUGCUCAAAAUAAACAACAUCUUUGUAUAUUUUAUAAUAUUCCACCGCUGAAGACACUUAUUCCUCUAAUAUGUCCUGGAGUUAAAGACAAAGACUGCAUCCAAAUAAGUUAACUAGUGUUUCCUCUAGUGACUUUUUAAAUGUAGAGUAUUAUAAGAUUCAGGGUCAGACAGCUUCCUUUUGCCUAUCAUGACUUACUUUGGUCUCUAUCAGAAACAGUAAUCUGUCCUUUUUACAAAUCAUCAAAUAACUACCCUUCCAUCACUACAACAGAAACAAAAAGUGCUAACAUAGAAAAAAGACAUACAACCCUUAAAGAAAUUUGAGGUUUGGUGAACAGUUGCCACAAAUUUGCGGCAAGGUCAUAUUUUCACAAGCAAAUUAGGUUUCUGGCAAACAUUUAACUUUUGGCAAUGUUGCAGCAAAUUAGGUUUG
Alosa alosa (allis shad) is the source of this 2042-nucleotide messenger RNA. Its product is annotated as butyrophilin subfamily 1 member A1-like. The transcript has 13 exons. The record is from RefSeq and is a predicted model, not a curated record. The coding region runs from base 146 to 1720 and encodes 524 amino acids. NCBI's taxonomy places the organism in Eukaryota, Metazoa, Chordata, Actinopteri, Clupeiformes, Clupeidae. Gene Ontology annotation, molecular function: protein binding.